AAAACUGUAUAACGAAAAAAAUAUGCAAACGUCACUUUGACAGUUGCUGAAUGUUUUUUUCCAUUUCUACCGUGGUGAAGGUGCUUUUUAUACGUGGCCCUAUUGAUUUUGCUAAUUGGAGAUUAAUAUAUAACGAAAUGAACAUGAAUCGUAGGCUGUUGAGCACAUUCUGUGCGCUAGUGCUAUUGCAAUUGCUGCGUGCCAGCGAAGCUUUCAUCGUCACCGUUGACGCACACAAUGAAGAAUGCUUCUUUGAGAAGGUGGAAGGCGGUACUAAAUUUGGCAUCACAUUUGAGGUAAUCGAAGGCGGUUUUCUCGAUAUUGAUAUCAAAAUAACUGGUCCGGACAAUAAUGUUAUACAUGAGAGUGAAAAGGAAUCUUCCGGCAAAUUUACAUUCGCCGCAGUGUCCACAGGCAUUUAUCGUGUUUGCUUCAAUAAUGAACGCAGUAGCAUGACACCAAAACUGGUGAUGUUCUCGAUUGAGGUAAGCGAUGCGCCACACCGUCCAGCUGGUGCGCCAAGCGAGGAAGAGGUAGGUCACACCAAAUUGGAGGAUAUGAUACAACAGCUUUCAGGCACAUUGACUGGUGUUAAGCAUGAACAGGAGUAUAUGCAUGUGCGUGACAAAAUCCAUCGUUCUAUCAACGAGAGCACUAAUUCACGUGUUGUAUUGUGGUCUACUUUCGAAGCGCUAGUGUUGGUACUAAUGACCAUCGGACAAGUUUACUACCUGAAACGUUUCUUCGAAGUGAAACGCGUUGUAUAAAUUGUACGUGUGAGCAGAGCGGCGUGUAGAAAUACGUUGGCACUUUACCUCUAAUUACAAACAUUUUAGUUUGCCAUUUUGUGUAAUAGCACAUUAAUUCCUGCAGAAUUGUGCGAAUUUACGCUGAUUUCCACAGCUGCGUAUAAUCAAAAAUUUUGUAUCAUCCAUCUAUCCACUCAUCCAGCAAACUUUUUUAGGAAUUUACAAAAAUCUCAAUUUGGCUCACAAUCUUAUUUAAAACAAGAACCAUGUAACUUCUGAAUACUUUUUAGAGAAAAUAAAUUUAAGUACAUAAAAAA
Messenger RNA from Ceratitis capitata (Mediterranean fruit fly), 1066 nucleotides. RefSeq names its product transmembrane emp24 domain-containing protein 2 (gene CHOp24). Bases 51 to 767 code for a protein of 238 amino acids. Gene Ontology annotation, biological process: Golgi organization; intracellular protein transport; endoplasmic reticulum to Golgi vesicle-mediated transport. Gene Ontology annotation, cellular component: endoplasmic reticulum; endoplasmic reticulum-Golgi intermediate compartment; COPII-coated ER to Golgi transport vesicle. The transcript is spliced from 4 exons. NCBI's taxonomy places the organism in Eukaryota, Metazoa, Arthropoda, Insecta, Diptera, Tephritidae. The record is from RefSeq and is a predicted model, not a curated record.